UGCACACACGAGUUGUCAGCGGAGUUUCGUGCGCUUUGUCUUAAUUGUCACGGGCAUCGUGUAUAACAUGCAGUACCUCAGUAUUACAUGAUUUUAGAAUCGUUUGCCCAUAUUUCACUUAGCGGUAAUAUCCAAUGAUGACUUUUGACAAUUGACAUUUGUUAUAACCUAUGUACAAAGAUCAAAUAAGGCACUUAUUUUUUGCUAUUUAUAAGCUGUUAGUUUUUAGUGUUUUUCAGUUAAGUCAUUGUUGAGUGUACAUGCUGGAGAAGGGAGAAAAGUGUUUUGCAAAAUAGAAUAUCUAUAGCAAGCAUUUAGUUUUCACCAGCACAUGAAGGAUGUUGGCUGCUAUUUUGCUUUCACUUAUCAUAAGUGAUGUCUCAAAUGGUCAAAAGAAAAUUGAGCCCUUGUUUCGCCCCGACGCCAUCAAAGCCUUCAGUUCUGGCUCCUCCCCUAACAGGAUAAGCACCGUCGUAGAGCCAUACCCUUCUCACGUAAAUCUAGGAGGAGGUGGACGAGGGAUUCAUAAACCGGAUAUCGGUGGAGAUUUUAUUCCUGACCAUGGACCUGACGGAUUUGACGUUCAUGGAGGUAUGGGCUUUAUAGGUAGUAGCGGAGGAGGAGGAGGCGGGAUUAUACCUGGGGGAGGCGGAGCAGGGAUUUUAUCAGGCGGGGGAGGUCCUGGAAUUAUAGAAAGUCAUACUGGAGGGAAACUUUUCCCAGCUGAAAGAAUCAUCAAACACUCGCGAACAACUGAACAUCAUUUUGGUGACCACGGUCCUCAUGGGCAUGACAAAAUUGAUGGUGGAAUUGGAGGUCCAAGUGUACAACCAGAACCAUUACCUCUUCCGCGACCGCGACCACGCCCAAGACCACAUCCAAGACCUGAACCACGGCCAUAUCCGGUUCCAUAUCCUGUCCCGGUACCACAACCAGCUCCGACUCCGAGGCGUGAAACAAUACGUGUUCCAUACCCAGUGAGAGUUCCGUACCCAGUGAGAAUUCCUCAGCCGGUGACAGUUCCAGUGCCACAGCCGGUUCAAGUUCAAGUCCCAAGACCGUACCCAGUACACGUUCCACAGCCGUACCCGGUUCCUGUUCAAAACAAACAGACUGUUCCUUCAAGGCAAGUUUCUGUAGGAAUAGGGGCAAGUGGUCACCGACAUCAUCGAUGUGACUGGUCAGACUGGCGUUGCCAUGACUACGAUUACGGACAUGAUUAUGAUUUUGGCUUCCAUGGUCAUAGGCGUGGCUUCCGAGGACAAAGGAGGAGUAACGGGUUCCAAAAUUUCUUGCUGGCAGGAAUGCUUGCAGAUGGAUUAGAUUUUAAUUAUCCGGAUUAUGACUUUAAUGAUAUGUAUUUGAUGUCAAUGCUUGGUCGAGGAGGAGGGAGAAUGGGGGCAUGGGGGAUGCGUGGCGGAGGAAGGUUUGAUAGGCGUGGUAGGUUUGGAGGUGGUUUUGGGGCUGGCAUUGGAGGCGGCAUAGGAGGUGGCUUUGGAGGCGGCAUAGGAGGUGGCAUUGGGGCUGGAUUUGGUGGAAGCUUUGGACAUUCAGCCGGAGUUGGCGGAUUUGGGGCAAGCUUUGGUGGAAGAGGUGGACGUGGUGGCUGGGGUGGUGGACAUGGCGGCUGGGGUGGUGGUCGCGGCGGUCGGGGAGGCAGUGGUGGAAGUAGUGGUGAAGGAGGAAGUGGUGGCGAAGGCGGCAGUGAGGGAGGCUCGGGAAGUUCCGGUGGCUACUAUUGGGACUUUGGAGAUAACGAUGAUUAGUGUUGAAUACGUUUUAAGAAUGUUUUUUACAUAAAAUGUAUUUUCGGUCGUCUUCAAUAUCAUUAUGUUCAUUGGAUGAACCUUUAUUUAACAUAAAUACAUUAUCGAACGUACGUAAUUCACUCGAUGCCCUAUACACGAGUUACUCCUUUUCGAUAAUUAUUGCUCUUUCGUGUCAUUUCGAUCCUUACUUAUACGUUUUGCCAUUCCCUGACCUAUGUCUUUUUACCAUAUCAAACUAUGUCUAUUACUAUAUAGAUGUUGAAGCUUAAUGCCCAAAGUCAUGUUAUUAUUUCUUUAUUUCUCAAAAAUUUCUUUCAAUUUUAUUUUUGCUGCUUUUUGUGACAAAUUAUUUUGUAAUCAGCGCUGAUUUUAUUUUACCUGAUAAACAUCUAACAUCCUCUUAACCCAUUUUUUAAAACUUAAAUGAAACAUAUUAUAUGCUUGCCUUUUCUACCAGUGACACAAUUCACUUCUUAGGCAAUUUACUUCCAUAUUUAUUUCAUACAAGCAUUUUGGAUGUUUUCUUAUUAUUUUUUGCAGCUGAUAUAUAGGCCUGGCUUUGCACACUUUAAUUAGUCUUUAUUUUAUGUUCAUACGUUGUUGUAAUUGUGAUUUAUUGAUAUUAUUUGACAAUUGUUUUAUACAUAACUUAAAUAACAAAUAAAACGGCGUC
Messenger RNA from Ruditapes philippinarum (Manila clam), 2442 nucleotides. RefSeq lists its product as uncharacterized. Bases 339 to 1766 code for a protein of 475 amino acids. NCBI's taxonomy places the organism in Eukaryota, Metazoa, Mollusca, Bivalvia, Venerida, Veneridae. The transcript is spliced from 4 exons. The record is from RefSeq and is a predicted model, not a curated record.